CCUCCCUCUUCUUUACUUAAUUCACAGCUCUCAUGGCUUCCAUGACUUCUUCUUCUUCUUCCUUUGGAAACUCCAUUUUUUUGCCAACACCAACAGCUUCUGAUAACCUGGUCAGAAACAUUCCAUUCUGUUUUGAAACCAUUCCCUUUUCCAAACACAAAGUCCGCAGGUUGACAAUAACCAACGUUGCAACCCCAUUGCGACCAACCUCUCCUCCUCCAGCAGAUAAAGAAAUUGAACAACGUAAGUUGAGCAGCCAUGCUGCCUGGACCAGUGUGCGCCAAGAGAGAUGGGAAGGAGAGCUUGAUGUACAAGGAACAAUACCUCUCUGGCUGAACGGGACGUACCUUAGAAACGGUCCGGGCAUGUGGCAUAUCGACGACUACACCUUCCGGCACCUCUUCGACGGCUACGCAACACUUGUCAAACUCCAUUUCGAGAACGGCCGGGUAAUCGCCGGCCACCGCCAGAUCGAAUCGGAGGCCUAUAAGGCGGCCAAGAAAAACAAAAAGCUGUGCUACCGAGAAUUCUCCGAGGUACCUAAGCAAGACAACUUCCUAUCCUAUGUAGGGGAGCUGGCGAGCUUGUUCUCCGGCUCCUCCUUAACCGACAAUGCAAACACCGGCGUCGUUAAGCUCGGCGACGGCCGCGUAGUUUGCUUGACUGAGACUCAAAAAGGAUCGAUAAUAAUAGACCCCAACACGCUCGACACCCUGGGGAAGUUCGAGUACAGCGAUUGUUUAGGGGGUUUGAUCCACUCGGCGCACCCGAUCGUGACCGAGACGGAGUUUUUGACGCUGUUGCCGGAUCUGGUUAAACCGGGAUACUUGGUGGUGAGGAUGGAACCGGGAACCAACGAGAGGAAAGUGAUCGGCCGUGUUGACUGCCGUGGUGGACCGGCGCCGGGGUGGGUUCACUCUUUUCCGGUGACGGAGCACUAUGUGAUCGUGCCGGAGAUGUCGCUGAGGUAUUGUGCUCAGAACUUGCUCAAGGCUGAGCCCACACCUUUGUACAAGUUUAGGUGGCACCCUAAUUCCAAGGCAUUUGUGCAUGUUAUGUGCAAGACUAGUGGCAAAGUUGUGGUGAGCGUGCAAGUGCCGUUGUACGUUACUUUCCAUUUUAUCAAUGCUUACGAAGAGAGAGAUGAAGAUGGGAGGUUGACGGCCAUUGUUGCAGACUGUUGUGAACAUAAUGCGGACACCACCAUUCUGGAUAAACUCAGGCUACACAAUCUUCGUACUUUAAUGGGUCAAGAUGUACUACCAGAUGCCAGGGUUGGAAGGUUUACCAUACCACUGGACGGUAGUCCAUAUGGGAAAUUGGAUGCAGCAUUAGACCCAAAUGAACAUGGAAGAGGCAUGGACAUGUGCAGCAUCAACCCUGCAUAUUUAGGCAAAAAAUAUAGAUACGCUUAUGCUUGUGGGGCCCAGCGUCCAUGCAAUUUUCCCAACACACUCACUAAGAUUGACUUGGUGAAUAAAAAGGCUAAGAAUUGGUACGACGAAGGCACGGUGCCGUCGGAACCUUUCUUCGUGGCUCGACCUGGGGCAACAGAGGAAGAUGACGGCGUGGUGAUCUCGAUGGUUAGUGAGAAAAGUGGAGAUGGAUAUGCACUGUUAUUAGAUGGAGCAACCUUCGAAGAGAUUGCCAGAGCAAAGUUUCCCUAUGGACUUCCAUAUGGGCUGCAUGGAUGCUGGGUGCCAAACAAGUGAAUUGACAGUAUUAAAUACUAGCUUCGCUAUAUUUCUAAAACUGAAAGUUUAUUCAGUGAUCGACAGCUGCAAAUAUAUGAAUUCACCAAAAAGACAGCUACGAAUAUACGAACCUCACGUGCAUUAGAUAUGACUUUUUGGAUACGUACAUUGGGAUGGUAUACAAUAUGAGGAAGAGCAAUGCAAUGGAAAAGAAAGUAUGUUCAUUAUAGUUAUUUUAUUUGGGGAUGAGUAAUAUUGUUGGUGAUCUAUUAAUUAUGUAAAUCUUCCAGAAGUUUGAGAAAUGAAAGUUGAUGAGUGCGUAUUUUAACUGUAAA
Messenger RNA from Ziziphus jujuba (common jujube), 2029 nucleotides. RefSeq names its product carotenoid cleavage dioxygenase 8 homolog B, chloroplastic. Gene Ontology annotation, biological process: carotene catabolic process. Gene Ontology annotation, molecular function: carotenoid dioxygenase activity. The coding region runs from base 33 to 1712 and encodes 559 amino acids. NCBI's taxonomy places the organism in Eukaryota, Viridiplantae, Streptophyta, Magnoliopsida, Rosales, Rhamnaceae. The transcript has 6 exons. Gene Ontology annotation, cellular component: chloroplast. The record is from RefSeq and is a predicted model, not a curated record.